Molecule: messenger RNA, 1785 nt
Organism: Fraxinus pennsylvanica
Lineage: Eukaryota; Viridiplantae; Streptophyta; Magnoliopsida; Lamiales; Oleaceae
Source: the annotation of a GenBank genome assembly
AUGGAUAGUGGAAGUGACUAUUCUUCAUCUUAUGAAUUUGUUGCUUCUGAUCUUUCAAAGGAAUCGAAUAACCUCAGCUUACCUUCCCCUGCUGGCUAUGAAGUAGAAAGCAAUCUUGAAUUGUUGAGUUUGAAUCGACUGAGUGACAGCCUUGAAAGGCUUUUGCUUGAGGAUGGUUAUGACCACAGUGAUGCAGUGAUAGAAGUUGAGGGAACCCCUGUGGGUGUCAAUCGCUGUAUUUUGGCUGCACGGAGUCCAUUUUUCCACGAGCUAUUUAAGAAUGGGAAUGGCAAUUCUGUUAAGGAAAGUAAGCCGAAAUAUCUCAUGUCAGAAUUGGUGCCUCAUUACAAUAUUGGACUUGAAGCAUUCAAGGUUCUCUUAACUUACUUAUAUACUGCAAAGCUUAAGCCAUCUCCACCUGAGGUUUCAACAUGUGUUGAUGAAUCUUGUACUCACGAUGCUUGCCCCCCCGCUAUUAAUUAUGCUGUGGAACUGAUGUAUGGUUCUGCAACCUUUCAGAUUAAAGAACUUGUUAUGCUUGUUCAGCGCCGUCUUAUUGACUUCGUUGAUAAAGCUUUUUCUGAAGAUGUCAUUCCAAUUCUUGCUGUAGCCUUUCACUGCCAAUUAAAGCAACUUCUGUCAUACUGUGUCCAUACAUUAGUGCACUCGGAUUUAGACAAAGUUGUUCUUGAGAAGGAGCUUCCUCCUGAAGUUCUAAGUGAAAUUCUCUCACUUCGCGAUGAAUCUCAGAAAGCUGAUGACCAUGAUCUGGUGAGUGUGGACCCAUUGAAUGAAAAGAGAAUUGGAAGGAUUCACAAGGCAUUAGACUCUAAUGAUGUUGAAUUGGUGAAGUUACUUCUGGAGGAAUCUAGCAUCACACUUGAUGCUGCUCAUGCUCUUCAUUAUGCUGCUUCCUAUUGUAAUUCUAAGGUUGUUAAUGAAUUGCUCUACUUAGGUAAAGCUGAUGUCAACCUUAGGAAUUUUCGAGGGUACACUGUGCUCCAUGUAGCCGCCCGGCGUAAGGAUCCAUCAGUAAUAGUGGGGCUGCUGAACGAGGGUGCGUCAGUAUCAGAUACUACAAUUGAUGGACAGACGGCUGUUAAAAUAUGCCGGAGGCUAACCCGGCCAAAGGACUAUAACGAGGCAACGAAGGAAGGCGACGAAACUAAUAAAGAUAGGUUAUGUAUUGAUGUGCUGGAGAGAGAGAUGCUUGGAAAUCCACUGGCUGGGAACGUGUCUAUGUCGUCAAUGAUGGUGCCUGAUGAUCUUCACAUGAAUCUGUUGCUUUUUGAAAAUAGAGUGGCAAUGGCACGAGCCCUGUUUCCUCUAGAAGCCAGACUAGCCAUGCAGGUAGCACAUGCAGAUUCUACCUCAGAGUUUGCUGGCAUUUCAGCAUCCAAAGGCGCACAUGGGGAUUUCCGGGAGGUGGAUUUAAAUGAAAUACCAUCUGAGCAAGUCAAAAGGCUUCAGUUGAGGCUGCAAUCGCUGCAAAAAACUGUGGAGACAGCUAGACGCUUCUUUCCCAACUGCACAAUAGUUCUGGAUAAGCUCGUGGAGGAUGAUACUAUAGGUACUCUGUUAUUGGAGAAGGGCACUCCAGAGGAACAGAGGAUGAAAAGAACGCGCUACAUGGAACUCAAGGAAGAUGUGAUGAGGGCAUUCAACAAAGACAUAGCUGAAAAUAACUGGACAAGCUUAUCAUCGUCUUCCUCUUGCUCGUCUUCUCCAAGGAUUGGUAAAAUUCACAAGGUUAGAAAAAAGUUUGCUAUUAAGCAAUCUUUUUAA